This is a messenger RNA of Corythoichthys intestinalis (scribbled pipefish), 11308 nucleotides long. RefSeq lists its product as uncharacterized. NCBI's taxonomy places the organism in Eukaryota, Metazoa, Chordata, Actinopteri, Syngnathiformes, Syngnathidae. The transcript is spliced from 2 exons. Gene Ontology annotation, molecular function: aspartic-type endopeptidase activity; zinc ion binding; RNA-DNA hybrid ribonuclease activity. Bases 645 to 5876 code for a protein of 1743 amino acids. Gene Ontology annotation, biological process: proteolysis. The record is from RefSeq and is a predicted model, not a curated record.
UUUUGGGUGUUGUCCCUCCACACUUGAUCAGCUGAGGACCCAGACGUCUGUAAUUCUUUCACUUGGGAGAUUAAAUCUACUUCUGCUAAUCUGGUCUGAUUGAUUCCUGGUCUCUUCUGCGACAGAACGAAUGCGCAAAAUUGUUAGGUACAAGAGGUAAAGGUAUGGUAUAGAUAACUGGAUUUAUAUUAAUUGGAGUCAGAUAAGGUAAAACAAUUGCUGAAAAUAGGAAUAUUCAUAACCUAACAUCUCCUCCACCUCUCUCAGCGCGCAUCUAAAGGUAAGCAGAAUACCUGUUACAAUUCUAAAUUCUGCAUUAGUGAUUGAUUACUUUAAAUUUUAAAUUUGGUGGAGUAGUUAUGCUGAUGGAUUAUGGUGUUGAAGUAUUAACAGUCGUUACGGAAUAGAGUCUGGGACUCACACGUGUUAUUUUGGUCUGGGACCCAAUAAUAAUAUAACGCGAACAUAGUCAGAUAUAGGUCAGUGACCUAGUUGCUUCGUCGUGGUGGACAAGGUUACGGUGACGAUCGUAGUCAGAUAACUGGGGUGUUCUUGAGAUCCCCGGGGAGAAGUGAGGCCUCCCUUUGUAGACGUCUUCUUUCUGUAACGGACGAGACCAUCAAACAUUUUGCCAAAAAAAAAAAAUGGGGGAUGAAUGUGACAGUGCUGUGAAUGGUGAGAGGAAUGAAUGGAAUGAGAUUGAAAGGAUGUAUGGUGAUUUGGAAGCUCAAAUUUUGAGUGGAAUUGAUAAAAAUAAAGUAAAAAAGGAGCAGGAAAAACACCGCUCAGUUUUUGUUAAACUGCGCCAGGAUGAAUUGUUUAAAGGUUCCACGAAACCGUGGACAAUGGAGAAAUUGGCUGUGUCACUCCAACAGAAGGAGAGAGAUUUGAUGGAUGAGAAAACUCAAUUGAAAGAGGAAAGACAAACCGCCACAUGGCGACAGCGUGGUAAAUUGGACAAACUCAUUUUAGAAAAAGAAAAAGAGAGGCGAAGUGUUCACAACUUCGCUACUGUGGCAACCGCUCUUAAUGCAUUGCGCCCUAAAGUAAAUAAUGACGAUUAUACAGAGGCAAAAGAGAGAUGUGGAGCGGUGAUGGGAAUUUAUCCUAACUUGCCUGUCACCACUACUCAACCUAAUGCCCCACACAUGAUUAUGCCAAUUACCCAACCUCCGCCAUAUGCGGCGCCAGGCAUAAUGGCAUCUAUUGUUCCAUUGGGUGGACAGCUGGUUAUGGAUGUGGAAGGUGAAGGUGACAGGGUUCCCCAGUAUGCUGUUAAUUUUAUUGAACAAGCUGUGAAUGUGGAAAGACGUAAUCGUGGUGGAGUGACGCCAGGGGUGGCAGGUAACAGUCCUUCGCCUCGGGCGUCGAGUGGAGUCACUGUUACUCCCAAAAGGUUGGGAGGAGAGCAUUUGGGUAAAGAUAAGGUAAAAGAUAAGGCGUUAAAGCAGGUAGAUGGAACGUGUGUAAAUCAAUGUAGAGAAGACGAGAAAGACAUGUUGAAUUUGGCAAUGACUAAGGUUAGAAGAGAACAACAAGAGAGUGUGCAAAAGGACUUGGUAAGCGAAAAGGAAUGUGAUGAGGAAUGUAAAGAGCAGAGAGGACAGGAUAGAAGAUUGCUGGCUAUUGUGAACAAUAAUGAGUUACAGAGAAGUAGAGAGAGACAGAGUGCUGAGCUUCAUGGUGGCUAUGAUUUAAGGAGUGGUAAAACGGCCCCAUUGGGUCAGCGGUAUGAAUUGCUAGCGUUGAGAGAUGUGACUGCAAUGAUGGAUAAAAUGCCUCCGUUACAUCAAGGAGGAAAAAUGUGGUUGUCUAAAUUUUUGGCGUUGAUGAGUGGACAGACAUGUACAUUGGGAGAUAUUAGACAGAUGCUGGCUGGCGGCUGUUCAUUGGUCCAACUCCAGGCUAUUGAGGAAGCAGCGGGAACUACUGAUUUGGGGAGGGAGACGCCUCUCCCUCGCGUUGCUGGUCAGUUGUUUGAACAGAUUAAGUUGUAUUUUCCACAGCCUACUUAUUUGGCACCGACUAUGUUCCCAUAUGAUGUUAAGAUGUCUCCCCCACAACAUUAUGCAGCAUGUGUUGAAAAUUGGAUUGAGAUCACGGGAAAGCAUCCCGCCUCGUCCCCUGAGUCAGAAGUUUUGUUCAGAACUGCAAUAGUGGAUGGCUUACCCGCGGAAGUUAAAAAGCAGUUGAAAAGUGAUCCAGAUAUUUUGGUUUGUGCUGAAGGCAGAUUUAAACGUCACUUGUUACAUCAUUGUCGCAUGCAUGCGGAGACACAGAGUAAAGUGGAUAGUGAGACUGAAGCUUUGUCUAAACAAUUGCUUAAACUACAAUUGGCUAAGAUGUAUGGGGAAGCAAAACAGAACAAAACGCAGCAGAAAAGAGAGACACAGAUGUUGCAGGGACCGGCUGUGAUGGGGAGGGGCCGUGCGCCUUUCCGGGGCAGAUGCGGGGGGCGUGGAAGAGGAGCUCCACCCCCGGGGGGAAGGCCCCAAUACUCUCCCAGCUCAUGUUUCAUUUGUGGCGCAUACGAUCAUUGGGCACGGGAAUGCCCACAAUAUCGACAACAAGCCCGCCCUAUGGGAGGAGCCCAAAGGCCAGUGCAGCACAUGGCACCGCCUCAGGCUCAAGGAACAGCGCCAUCUGGUGGCCAUCCAUGGCAGGCUCAAAGAACAGCACCAUCUGGAAGCCUGGAAAGCAAUGGCCUGGCAGAGCCCAUCUUUCAAGUUACAGUGGCUGGACAAACAAUACACAUGAUGGUGGACACGGGGGCAACCUACUCAUCUAUUAAUACCAACUUACCUCCAGCCGCACUCUCAAAGAAGACCACUACUCUGGUCGGCUUCUCGGGACAACCCCAGACUCUGCCUUUUACCAAACCACUGGACACGACUAUCAAGAAAACCGGACAAAGGUUCUGGCAUGCCUACAUACACUCAUUGGGAACUCCCAUCAACCUCAUGGGACGUGACUUACUGGCUACCUUACAAGCUCAAAUCCUGUGCGGACCACAGGGGCAACAAAUACGAUUCCCAGAUGGAAAAAUACUACAUUGUCAACAAUCCUUGGGACAAGACGGACAGUGGUUGAUGGCACCAUUACCUGCCACAUCUGAGACAGCAACAAUUUACUGGACUCUCUUAAAUCCAGAGACUCCCUUUGGAGGAGGAGUGUACUCGACCUAUCUCCUGUGGAAGCCUUGGAUUUGCUCACUGGCACCCUACCAUCCUCCAGUCGAUCCCUUGCAUUGUACGUUGUUUUACGACAGGAAGGAUGAUGAUGUGUAUAGGGAUUUAUUUGAGGAAAUUGAUGGCAAGGAGUGGCAGUUGUCGUCAUCAUGUAUACUGAUUGGAAAGGAAGGUGUUGCAGCAGCCACAGAUUUGACCCCAGAACAGUUGCCAUGGUUUAAGAUGGCACAGGAUGGCUAUCCCCACAUUUCGCUGGCUGUGGCCCCCGGGCACGAAGCCAGACAGUUGGGGCCGAUGGUUAGGCGUCUUUUGGAGGAAACACAGUGGGUUAAAACAAACAUUCCAGACUUGUGGUGGGCUGAAACAGAAAAUGCUUAUAAAAUACAGCAGGUUAUGAAGGAUGAAGGGAGAGUGGAAAUGGUUUUGUUAUCCCGCCUCCAUGGCAGGGAACUCUUGGACCAUGAACAAGCCUCAGCCAUGCUCGAAACAAUGCCUGACACACUCUGGUCACAGGGACCAUUUGAUGUUGGCUAUUGCCACUCCGUGACCCCAAUUAAAUUGUCCAUAGAUGAGACUCAGAUUGUAAGGAGACCGCAAUACAGGUGGCCGCAGGAAGCUGAUCAAGGUAUGGAAGACACUUUAAGGGGUUUGUGGGACGCCGGUGUCUUGGAGUUGUCUAGCUCCACGUGGAAUACACCUUUGCACCCGGUUAGGAAGGCUGAUGGAGUCACAUGGAGAAUGGUACAUGAUCUCAGGCCAGUGAAUGAUGUCACGGUGACACCUGUAUUGCCGGUACCAGACUCGCAUCGUAUCCUAGCCAGUUUGGACCCCACGUAUCAAUUUUUUACAGUGAUAAAUUUAGCCAAUGCAUAUUUCUGUCUUCCACUCUCGCCUGAUGUCCGCCAUGUUUUCGCAUUUUCAUAUGGAGGAGUGAAGUUACAGUACAAGCGGCUACCAGAGGGAUUCAAAAACUCACCAGGUAUUUUUAACCAGGUGUUGAAGGAACUACUGACACCAUGUGUUAUGCCGGAAGGCACUGUAUUGUUGCAAUAUGCGGCCGAUUUGCUGAUUGGUGCUAAGACUGAUCACGCUUGUUUGGCGGCAACUGGAACUGUUCUGCGUUGGUUAGGUCAGCUUGGUUUCAAGGUCUCUAAGAAGAAGUUGCAGUGUUGUAGGCAGAAGGUGACUUUUUUGGGAAGAAUAGUUUCUCCAUCAGGCUUAGCCAUGUCACCUGAACACAGAAACUCCAUCCUACGCCACCCUCGCCCCAACACGGUCAAGGAAAUGUUGUCUUUCCUAGGACUGUGUGGCUAUAGCCGCAAUUAUAUUCCCAACUUUGUUGACAAAACGGGAAUUUUGCGAGGCCUAGUGAAAGAACAAGGAACUCGAAACUUGAAGUCUCAGCUUGACUGGACCGCGGAGGCAAGCAAUGCUUUUGUCUCCUUGGUUCAGGAAUUGGCCUAUGCAGCAGCAUUGGCCACCCCUAACUAUACAGUUCCCUUCCAUUUAGAUGUUUCAAUAUCUAGGGCUACUGCAAAUGGCAUUCUCUAUCAGAAGGUCAAGAAUGGUCGUGCAGUCUUGAUGUACUGCAGUGUAUCUCUGGAUAACAUUGAACAAAGACAGCCGGAUUGUUCUCGGUACGCUGCCGGAUUGGCCAAAAUUCUUCAAAAGAUAGCGCAUGCGGUCAUGGGACACCCACUGUAUGUACUCACUGACCAUGCGGUAUUGGCAUUUGUUGAGUCAGCAGCUUUCACUCUAACACCACUGAGACAGACCAGGCUUUUGAAAAUUUUGACCGCCCCUAACGUCAACUAUGUACACACUGGAGUGAACAUGACUGACCAGGUUCUGGUCGGCCCACAUGAAUGUGCACUUAUGAUCAAGCCACUGGUCAAGAUCAGACCGGAUCUAUAUGCGGAGCCCUUGGAUCAUGGUCGGAUUUUGUUCACAGAUGGGUGUUGCUGGAGAGACAAGCAGGGUAACCUACACGCUGCCGCUGCAGUGGUGGAAUGGCAAGACUGCCACUUCACCACUAUUAAAACCCAGCAGAUGUCAACUCACCCAUCAGCUCAGGCAGCCGAGAUACUGGCACUUAUUUUGGCCUUGGAAUCUGUCCAGUGCGAGGCAGCCACCAUCUACUCUGACUCGGCGUAUGCAACAUCCGCCGCUCACAUUGACUUGCUGGGCUGGAUGAAAAAUGGUUUCGUUACUGCUAAAGGAACCGAGAUUGCUCACAAAGAUCUGAUGGUUCGCCUAAGUGAGGCCAUUAAGGCCCCAGCAGAAGUCGCCAUUGUAAAGGUACCAGGCCACUCUAAAUCAGAUACACUUGUGGCCCAAGGCAAUAACGCUGUAGACGCGGCUGCUAAGGCGGCGGCUGGAUACCAUGUUGAACAGGGAAUGAUGAUGUCCCGCGGCCCAAUAGAAAUUGAUGGCAACCCCCCUGAUGCGGUUCUGCUUGAACCGCUAGAUUUGCCAGCGUUAAUUGACCUUCAGAAUUCAGCCAUCCCUGAGCAAAAAUCGGUUUGGCUCACGGCAGGUGCUUUUAAAUUGCCUGACAACCUUUGGGUCGGUCCAAAUGGCCGACCAGUUCUCCCUGAUGGCAAGUUGUUACAGGACACCUUGCUCGAGGCCCACACGCCGUCGCAUAUUGCCCCGCACUCCAUGCUAGCCAAACUUAUGAUGUGGUGACAUCCCAAAUUCUCUGAUGUCGUGUGGAAUUUUGUUACAAAUUGCGAAACUUGUCAGACAUUUAAUGCUAAACCAACAUUGAAGCCCAAACCUGGCCUAUUCCAACCCGCUCCAUGGCCAGGGGCGGAGAUUAUUAUGGACUUUACGGACAUGAUCACCAGAAUUAAUGGCAAACGUUACCUACUGGUCAUUGUUGACGCCUUCUCGGGGUGGCCGGAGGCCUACCCCUGUGCACAUGAGGACUCAGGUGCCGUAAUCAAGUCAUUGGUAAAUCAUUACUUACCGACACAUGGAUUCCCCGCUCUAAUUAGAUCAGCCAAUGGGACUCAUUUCAGUAACAAAGCCUUGGCCAAAGUUGAGUCUCUUUUGGGUUUAAAACACCGUUUCGGUUGCGUAUAUCGACCACAGAGCCAGGGAAAGGUUGAACGUAUGAAUCGUACUCUCAAAGAAAAAUUGGCCAAAAUUAUGGCCACCACAAAAAUGAAUUGGCUACAGGCCUUGCCACUUGCGUUACUUUCGGUCCGGCAGACGGUGAGUAAACAAACUGGAUUUGCACCUUUCGAGCUUCUAACAGGUAGGUUGAUGCCGGGACUGGCAUCUUCACUUGUACCGCCACAAGACUUACCUGUGCCUGAUUUGUCACAUGCAUCCUAUUGGUCAUAUCUGAAUGCACUUGUCUCCAGUGUUUCUGCACAGGUCGUUGAAAAAGCCAGGUCAGCGGCUCCUGAAGAUCUGCCAUCUCAAGUCUUGCUCUCUACUUAGGUAUAUGUGAAAGUCCUGUCAAGAAAAUGGUCCGAGCCUCGGUGGAAAGGCCCUUUUAAGGUCGUCGCUCGAACCUCUCACGCUGUCCAAUUAGACGAUCAUCAGAAAAAGUGGUAUCAUUACUCGCAACUUCGCCCAGCUCCACAGCCUUCGUGAGAUAUGGGACCGAGUCAGUCUCUUGGGCGGGUGUCCCACCCGCCCAAGAGAGGGAAGGAUGUCUCUUGGGGUUCUUUGUUUCUUUUCUCUAUGCUAGGUUGCCUGCUGAUAUGCGUUUUGAUGCUUUUGAUAUGGUCUCUGUCUUUUGUUGAUAAGCACAUGCUUGCGUCCACGUCCACCGGAGAGGCUCAGGGACAUGGACAUGCACGAGUCAUCAUUCAAUAUAAAUGCCACAGUAAGGUUUUGUAUGAAGCCGAACACAAUUCAACUGAUAGCCUGACUAAGACAGAAAAUUCCAUCUUGCACUUGAAAUGUGUUGACCCUAAUUGGCUAAGAUAUAUUGAGAUUUUUAAUUGGCAUGAGCAAAAUGCAUGUCUUUGCAUUCUAAACUACAAAUGUACUAGGAUGCGUUGUUUUCUUACGCAUCCCAAACGUUGAUACCGGAAGGUAAAACAGGAACAUGCGUAUAUUUGUGUCACGAAGAUGGUCAAUUCCUCGUUACUAAGUGUUCAGGGUCAGAUAGACUAACAUACAGAGAAAUGUGGUCAUUCUAUUCCAGAUGUUUGGGUAACUACCCCAUCUACAAUAUACCAGACGCCUUACAGUUAUUAGCAAAAGCGGAAUUUGGCCUUCGAAGUCAGCAGAUAUAUGAUGAUAGUGUCAACAGUCGUUUGCUUUCACCCCCACCUAUACAAUUUCCUGUUUGGUACUGUAAUGGUAGCCAAUGUGCAACAUAUGAUUCACCUGUGCCAGUAGUAUAUCGCACUCAAGUAGAAGAAAGAAUACAUAAAAGAAAGAAUGUGAAAAGGCAGGGAAUAUCUCUGUCCAGUUAAUUGUAAUGCCACUCGAGCCUAUCAAUUCGGAAUUCAGGUUUGUAUCCAGUGUUGUUAAUCUUACUGAAAAAAAGUAAUUAAUUAUAGUUACAAAUUACUUCUCCCAAAAAGUAAUUGCGUUAGUGACUCAAUUACCUGAAUGUAAGAGUAAUUCGUUACUUGGCAAAGUAAUUGGUGAUAAUUACUUUUUUUUUUCCCCCUCAAAAAAAAACAAAAAAAACAUUGGCCACACUAUGUGAAGUUUUUUGUGAAGGUUUUUGGUACAAUUGGCCCGAGCCCAAUUCUUUACCCUAAUUUACCCAAUACCCUGAAUCAACUGUUAAAAGUUGUUAAAAUUGCUCCCAUUAUUGCAUUAGUUCCCUUCUCUCUACUUUCGACAUAUGAAAGUUUUAAAACUGUUUCAUCAUUUAAAGAUAGAUUCAAGUCAAGAUUUUGCCGAUUUAGAAGUAUUUUAGAUAAAAAGUUACUUAGGUUCGCUAGGAAGGUUCUCUACAACAGAGCCGUCCUAAAAAGUCUACUGCUUUAAGAUGGCGGCUGUCUACUAACGCAUUUAGUGCCAUGUCUGUCAUUUUGCAUCUAGUUAUAUCUAUAUACAGUACAUGUGAUAUCUACCAUGUCUACCAUAUCUACCAUAACGUGCGGGCGUAGUUUGUAGGCUAUCGGCUACAACAUGUAUUAUUGGAGCUAUCUAGCAUCGCGUUUGCUCCUCGUCACAACUUUCUUGCCACCUCCCCACUCCUGCUCUGCUCUGUCUUCUCGGUGAGUCCGUCUCCCUCAGACUUUUCGACCAAUAUAGUAACGCAUAGUAACGCAUGCCUUUCCGUCCUCAGUAACGGUAACGGCGUUGCCAAAUGAGAAAAGUAAUUAAUUAGAUUACCCACUACUGAAAAAAAUAACGCCGUUAUAUUGUAACACCGUUAUUAACAACACUGUUUGUAUCCCACCAAACAUGACAGUACAAAUCACAACACCUUAUACAAGCUUGGAGAGCGGACGAUUUAAAGGAAAAGACUACAAGGACUCUAUUUGGUAUCUUUACAAAUAAUCAAUUAGAUAGGUCGUGGAAAAAUUUGGUAUGGGAUCCGAAGGAUUGGUACAAGUCGUGGGGAACCAAUAAAAUGGCUCGUCGGCACCAGCAAAUGAUUACAGGCAAACAAACCUCGGAGGGGGUGGUGCUGUGGAUAAGCACUUCUAAAAAUGUAGAAUGGGGAAACACGCAAGGUAAAUGUUGGGGUUUUCAACUUAAUAUUUAUGCAUGGUCGUAUCCUUACUUUCAGCUAGCCAUAUGCCUAGGGUUAAACAACUCACAAGAAAUUCUGCUCAGUCCAUUUACAAACCCUGGUGUGAUAACACAGGUCAUUCAGGAAAUUGAUGAUUGGUUUAGGGUAACCACAGGCGUCACCAGCAUUAAUAAUAAUUGGCUCCUCAUGGUAGAGGACGCUGCUAAAAGUGUACACUCGGAUUGUAUGGUAUGUUUAGGUGCAAGACCUCUUUUAAAAAUAGUCACGGCAUCAAUAUCUGUGGAUUGCACGUUACUAGUGUUGACCCAAACGAAGUUAACCGGUAGUUGCACUCCAUACGACAAAGCUUUUCCUAUAGUAGGACCUGCAAAACAUAAGCUCCUAUUUGACAGUCAAAUUGCUCGACAGAAUUUUACAUGCUUUACAUUGAACGGUACAGGUAAAAGUAUUGGUUCCAUAAAUUAUGAGUGGUGUCAGCAUAAUUUGUCUAUGACUAGCACCAGCCCAGUGUCCCGAGCGGAUCUCUGGAUCUGGUGUGGCCAAAACCAAUUGUAUGACCGAUUGCCCAAUAAUGCAUCGGGAGUCUGUUCAUUGGUAACCUUAAUUAUGCCAGUAACAGUUGUCCCUAUAGAUGUCCAGUCGCCCGCACAGAACUGGGGCGAGUCAUUGUGGAACCUCUACACAGAUCCCGUAGAAGUGAAUCUCCACUAUGGAUGCUGGAGAAGGAUUCCACCUACAUUGAUGCCAUUGGCGCUCCACGAGGAGUACCGGAUGAGUAUAAAAUAGUAAACUCAAUUGCUGCAGGUUUUUCUAGCAAUAAAAAUGUAGAUUGUCUAAAUUAUAUACAUUACAAUGUCCAACGUUUAGGCAAUUAAAUGCAUGAGUCAUUAUCUGCUGUACAUGAGCAAUUAUCGGCUACUUUAUUAAUGGCCUUCCAAAACAGAAUUGCAUUAGAUAUAGUCCUAGCCAAAGAAGGAGGAGUCUGCGGAAAAGUUGGGAGAUUCUUGUUGUACUUUCAUACCCAAUAACGCUGCCCUGAACGGCAGGUUGACAAAGGCAUUAGAGGGAUUAAGCACAAUGAAUAAUAAAAUGAAAGAGCACUCCGGAGUGGACUCAAGCAUCUGGGACUGGACAAAGGCAUUUGGCAACUGGAAAGUCCCUGGCCACACACCUGAUCAAGACAACCCUGGGACCAGUAUCACCAGGAGGCCAAUACGCCUUGGUCCCACUCCAGGAUAAAGCUGGGGGCCAAGAUGAUAGGUUGCUUACCGCCGCUAUGUAAUCUCUGCUAUGUGUUUUAGGUGGUGACCUCACAAGUGAGGUCAAGAGAGGGAAUGAAGGGUUAAUGCUGCUUAUUUGCUGCUUUUGAAUUGACUGCCAUUGCACCUGAGAGUAAUGAAGGACAAUGCAUUAUCAAGGCGCACCCUGGUUGGUUUCAUCUGGGCGCCACUGUGUUUGGGACAUGUUGACGGGAAAACACCACGAGGCAGGCCCAUGUCUAAGCUCCAACGAAGGAAUCAUGGACAUUAAUGGACAAUGGACAAGACUGGUGACUCACGGCAAAAUGCCGACAACAUCAUAAUCCUGCCGGCACAAUCCUACCUGUUUGGGACUGGGCCGGAUGCCGAGGAUCCAGAAGAAAAGAAAAGAGCGCAUAUUUUUUAUUAUGUGCUGUGCUGUGUUAUCAUAUAUCAAUGAGUAGUUGUCUGAUUAUUGUGUAAAUUGUUUGGAGAUGACCAGGCCAGGAGGCUAUCGUUCCAAGCGGAAGGUAAGAGGGGAAUUUUUCCUGGCUUUGAGAACAACAAAUAUAUACUCCCAAAUAAUAAUCAAAAUGCUCUUGGAGUGCAGGUUUUCGCCCCUCUCUGGCACCUCACCCUUGGAAAUUAGGCAUUUUAAUUAAUGAAUAAAGAAUAAAGAUUGGAUAGAAGGCCAACACCAAUCACCCUUGGUGAUUAGGCAUUUUGAUAAAUGAAUAAUAGGCCAAUACCAAGGGGGUCUGUAACAUAAGCUUAAGUUUUAAUGUACGAAGCCAUGAGUGAAUAGCUUGCUUGCACGUACAGGCUGACAUGAAUUCCGUAUAUGGGCUUAUUUUUGUCAAAGGUUCAGUUCGAAGGUUCAGUUUAACCAGUUGGAACCAGUUUGUUGCUUGUUUUGGAGAAGUGUUUCGAAGAAGUAAGCAAACUAUGUUGCAAUGUGCUGUACCCAGUACGAGAAACCAUCAUGUGAGUUAAAGAAUAUAGGCACAACGCCCUGGAUGAAAUAAGGAAGAACAUGAACCAACCAAUGAGAAAAAGUAAUGAUCAUGUAUUCAUGCAUAUUCAUCAGUAUGUCUAUAUAAUCAAUGUACUCCGUUUUGGGUGUUGUCCCUCCGCACUUGAUCAGCUGAGGACCCAUACGUCUGUAAUUCUUUCACUUUGGAGAUUAAAUCUACUUCUGCUAA